GGAGCCUAAUGCUGUCAAUUAUAAUUCAUUGAUGGAUGGAUAUUGUCUUUGCAAGCAAAUUGAUAAGGCUAGAAAGCUAUUUGAUCUGAUGGUGACCAAUGAAAUAGCUGACAUAUUUAGCUACAGCAUUUUGAUCAAUGGAUAUUGUAAGUGCAAAAUGAUAGAUGAUGCAAAGGAUAUUUUUGUUGAAAUGUCUCAUAAAGGUUUAGUUCCUGAUGCUGUUACUUAUCAUACUCUUAUAAAGGGUAUGUUUCAAGCAGGAAGGCCCCAAAAUGCAAAAGAGCUCUUUAGGAAUAUGUGCUCUCAUGGUCAACAGCCAAAUAUAGUAACCUUCUCAAUUAUGAUUAAUGGCUUGUGUAGUCAGGGGAAUCUGGAUGAAGCACUCACCCUAUUGAAAGAAAUGGAGGAAAGUCAGUUGAAGCCUGAUCUUGUGACCUAUUGCAUUCUGAUCAAUGGACUCUGCCAACAAGGAUUAAUGGACGAAGCGUAUAAGGUAUUUAGAGACAUGGAAAAGGGAGGAUGUUUACCGAAUAAUUGUUGUUAUAAUAUCAUCAUUCAAGGGUUUCUCAAGCAUGAGGAUUUACCAAAAGCAUCAGAACUAAUCAAUGAAAUGGUUGACAAGGGAUUCUCUGCCGAUGCUACUACCACUGAAUUGGUAGUACGUUUAUUGUGCAAUGAUGAUCUCAUUCUGAGGCAUUUAAAGGUGCGCAAUGAGGGAUCAGCAAACUAAAGUUGUUAUAUCUUGACCAUUCAAGUGUGUCUUGGAGUGCAACUUGGUAAUUACCUUUUUCAAAUAUAAUAGAUAUGUAAUUUAACUAACUUCUUCAAAUAUCAUUUUUAAUUUCAAUCAGCUGUGAUUCUCUUCCACAAAAUGAAAAUUUCUAACACCGCAAAUGACCUGUGGUGGAAACCAUGAUAUGUGUGUGCCUUUCGCUUGAAUUCAGACAUGGACUUGAUCUCUUUGAUAUAAGAUUGUUGAUGAAUGGAGGUCAUGGAUUUC
Molecule: messenger RNA, 1000 nt
Organism: Manihot esculenta (cassava)
Lineage: Eukaryota; Viridiplantae; Streptophyta; Magnoliopsida; Malpighiales; Euphorbiaceae
Product: pentatricopeptide repeat-containing protein At3g22470, mitochondrial-like
Exons: 2
Coding region: 32-730 (232 amino acids)
Molecular function (GO): protein binding
Source: RefSeq, a predicted model, not a curated record